AUGUUUUCUACGGCAUCCAGAUCGUUAUUAUGUUGCACGAACAACAUAGGAACGCAUCGGGCUUUAGCAGCCAUACUAGCAAAGAGUUCGGCCGUUGAAACAUCGUUGCUGUGCAGAGAUUACCAUGAUGUCACCGGUAAUAUUCUCUGCCCUAAUGUUUUGCGAGGCAUUGACCAUUUAAGAGAUCCUCGACUCAACAAGGGUCUCGCUUUUACUCUGGAAGAGCGCCAGGCACUUGGCAUUCACGGCCUUUUGGCAGCCAAGUUCAAAAGCCAAGAGGAACAAAUAGAAAUUUGUAGAAUAUCUAUUGACAGAUACGAAGAAAAUUUGAACAAAUACCUCUACCUCGUCGAGUUACAGGACAGAAAUGAGAAGUUAUUCUUCAGACUGCUCGCUGAGAACAUUGAGAAAUUAUUGCCAAUUGUAUACACUCCCACGGUGGGAUUGGCGUGCCAGAGAUUUGGUCUUAUAUACCGAAGACCCAGAGGUCUCUUUAUCACCAUCAACGAUAAAGGACACAUAUUUAACAUUUUGAAGAACUGGCCCGAACCAGAUGUGCGCGCUAUAGUUUUCACCGACGGCGAACGAAUCUUGGGUCUCGGUGACCUUGGGGCUUAUGGUAUGGGAAUUCCUGUUGGGAAACUCUCGCUGUACACUGCAUUAGCAGGCAUUAAGCCGCACCAGUGUUUGCCGAUCACUUUAGACGUUGGAACUGACAAUCAGGUAGGCGGUUUUUAUAUAAUUGUUAUACCAUCUGAAGGUACAGCUCUUUUAAAUUCAUGUAUAAAUAUAGAGUUAUGGCCCGAACCAGAUGUGCGCGCUAUAGUUUUCACCGACGGCGAACGAAUCUUGGGUCUCGGUGACCUUGGGGCUUAUGGUAUGGGAAUUCCUGUUGGGAAACUCUCGCUGUACACUGCAUUAGCAGGCAUUAAGCCGCACCAGUGUUUGCCGAUCACUUUAGACGUUGGAACUGACAAUCAGGAUCUCCUCGAAGACCCGCUAUAUAUUGGCCUGCGACAGAGGCGUACGAGAGGAAAAGAAUAUGACGAGUUCAUUGACGAGUUUAUGGAGGCGUGUGUACAGAGAUACGGACAGAACACUUUAUUACAGUUCGAAGACUUCGCCUUAAUCAAUGCGGGUCGUUUGCUGAAGAAAUACAGAAACAAAUACUGCACGUUCAACGAUGACAUUCAGGGCACCGCCAGUGUUGCCGUUGCUGGUUUAAUGGCAGCUGUUAGAGUGACCAAGAGGAAGUUGAGCGAAAACAUUUAUUUGUUUUUGGGUGCAGGUUCCGCUGCCAAUGGUAUUGCAUCUCUGACAGUAGCGGCUAUGGUAGCUGAAGGCUUAACAGAGCAGCAGGCGCAAGAACGAGUGUACAUGUUCGAUAUCGAGGGCUUACUGUCUACAAGACGUGAGGGUGGAGUACCCGAACAUGCGAAGGCGUUUGGCAAGGAUGUCGAGCCCGAGUCGGACUUCGAAGCAUGUGUUGCGAAGAUUAAACCUAGUUGUCUGAUUGGUUGUUCCACAGUGGGUGGUGCCUUCACCCCGAAGGUUUUACAACAAAUGGCCGCAAACACACAUAGGCCCGUCAUCUUCGCACUCUCAAACCCCACCAGCAAAGCGGAGUGCACAGCGCAAGAUGCCUACGAUAACACUGAAGGCCGCUGUAUCUUCGCAUCUGGUUCUCCAUUCCCACCAGUUAAGUACGACGGCAAGGAGUACCACACAGGCCAGGGCAACAACUCUUAUAUCUUUCCCGGCAUUGCGCUCGGUGUCAUCACGACUGCCACGCAUCACAUACCAGAGACUAUGUUCUUGACUGCUGCUAGAACUUUAGCUAAUUAUGUAAGUGAAGCAGAUCUCGCCAUCGGCCGUAUCUAUCCAUCGCUUUCGGAACUGAAAGAAGUCUCCAUUGCCAUUGCCAUUGAAGUCGCUAAAAUGGCUUACGAUGAAGGUUUGGCUUCUGUAUAUCCCGAGCCGAAAGAUCUGGCAAAACACGUGAACAACCAAAUUUACAGCUACUACUACGAGAGCUCUAUGCCAGUGGUGUGGGAUUGGAAACCGGAAGAGAAAUUCAAUGUCAGACCUAUUCAACCUGUACCCAAGAACAUCUAA
Arctia plantaginis is the source of this 2115-nucleotide messenger RNA. The record is from the annotation of a GenBank genome assembly. Lineage: Eukaryota; Metazoa; Arthropoda; Insecta; Lepidoptera; Erebidae.